AUGGCGUCCAGAAGCCUUGUAGCGUUUCCGGAUAAACGUGUCACUGUGACCAGACACCGAGCACUUAACAUCGUGAAGGGCGUCAUCUCAGAGUAUCAACUCCUUGACUGCUCAGACACUGAGAUCGAGGAAGGGCUUAAAGACCAAGGCGUUGUGACGGCAAGGAGAAUUGUGAUGCGUCGGGAUGGUAAAGACAUCCCGACGAGGCACAUUGUCCUUUCCUUUCAAUUGCACAGGCUUCCUCAGACCAUCAAAGCAGGCUAUCUUAACUGCCAUGUCUGUCGAGGACAGGCGACCUGUCCAAAAUGUGCUGGCAUGGACCACUCUGCAGAGUCCUGUGCAAACGAAGUCCGCUGUGCAAACUGUAAAGGGAGCCACCCAGUCUACUCCAGGUCCUGCCCCCGUUGGCAGGAAGAGAAAGAAACACUCAAAAUGAAAGUAACACAGCAUAUCUCAUACAGAGAAGCAAAGACACAGGUAGAAUUUGCCAGAAAAGGCACGUACUCCGAAGUGGUGCGCCGGGGAGUGGCACCACUGCGGAAAUCUGUGGAGAGCAGGCUUCUGGGUCUCCACCCCACACUCUCCACCCCAAACACAAGAAAAGCCUGCGGAGAGCUUGCUUCCGCUGGCACCAGCUGCUCAGGCGGGCAGCCGGGAAGUAGUGGCCACAACCUCUACGGAGGUUGA
Messenger RNA from Ornithodoros turicata, 687 nucleotides. RefSeq lists its product as uncharacterized. Lineage: Eukaryota; Metazoa; Arthropoda; Arachnida; Ixodida; Argasidae. The record is from RefSeq and is a predicted model, not a curated record. Bases 1 to 687 code for a protein of 228 amino acids. The transcript is spliced from 3 exons.